Acanthopagrus latus (yellowfin seabream) is the source of this 3448-nucleotide messenger RNA. RefSeq names its product sorting nexin 9b (gene snx9b). Gene Ontology annotation, cellular component: cytoplasmic vesicle; plasma membrane. Gene Ontology annotation, biological process: endocytosis; plasma membrane tubulation; mitotic cytokinesis. Gene Ontology annotation, molecular function: protein binding; phosphatidylinositol binding. The transcript has 19 exons. Bases 284 to 2137 code for a protein of 617 amino acids. The record is from RefSeq and is a predicted model, not a curated record. Lineage: Eukaryota; Metazoa; Chordata; Actinopteri; Spariformes; Sparidae.
CGCGGUUCAAAACUUGCAGCAGUCGCACCGAAGCCGCUCUGUUCUCCAGCGCCUCUCUCUUCCUGCCUGUCUUUUUAGUUUUUAAAGUGGACAAACUGAUAUUUUUACUCAUGUGUUAAAGUGUGCGGCUCUACACCGGGAGGAAGUUACCGUGUUUUUCUUCGCUCCGUUUUUUUUUUCUUUUAUAGUUGGUAAAGCAGCGGGGGGAAAUGUCCAGCUGAGGAUUUGGAAAUCCUGAAAACCACAGGGCCUGUUUUUGUAAUGAUUGAUCAAUGCUUCGACAAUGGCGGUAAAGGCACAAGUGUUAUAUGACUUCAUUGCUGAGCCUGGAAACAACGAGUUGUCAGUGAAAGAAGGCGAGACGGUCACCAUCACCAAUCAGAAUAUUGGCGGCGGCUGGAUCGAAGCACAGAACUCCAGAGGGGAGGUUGGACUGGUUCCAGAAGACUACAUCGAGUUUGGUCAGCAGUUUCCAUCGUUCCCAGCAGCUGGAGGCCCAGCACAUACUCCAAGUGUAGGAAAUGUUGCAUCUGCGGACCUGUCCAUCUUUGAUGCCUAUGCGCCCCAAUCAGCACCUGCACAAAGCCAGGUGGAUGCUGGGGGCUUAAGUCCCCAGCCGGACACCCCCGACACCCCAGUUACCCCCUACCUUUCGUCCCCUGAUGAGGCAAGUAACGGUAAUGAUCCAUGGUCGGUGUGGAACGCGGACCCCUCGGGGGGCUCCAACAACAACUGGGCGUCCAACCCAGAGGGCACCCAGACUGGGAAGACUGCUGCUGACCCCUGGAGUGCCGCAUCCCAGGGCCAUCCGCAGGCUUAUCAGGGCCCAGGAGCAGAGGACGAUGAGUGGGACGAUGAGUGGGAUGACAUGAAGUCGACUGGAGGUUACACCGAGUCAGAAUCCGGAGAAAGUGGAGCAAUGCAGAGAGGAGGGGCUCAUGCAUCUUCAAUGAAAAUAUCCCUCAACAAGUUUCCAGGGUUCUCUAAGUCAGGUCCAGAGCUCUACCUCCUAUGCAAGCAGCUCGCUAAAGGCAAAGAGAAGCUACCAAUCUAUAUGGGAGAAGUUGGACCAGUCUGGUCUUACCCAGAAAGUCAGCUAGACUGCGUGGUGGCCGAUCCCAAGAAAGGCUCGAAGAUGUACGGCCUCAAGAGCUACAUCGAGUACCAAAUCGUCCCCAGUACCACAAACCGACCGGUCAAUCACAGAUACAAGCACUUUGACUGGCUGUACGAGAGGCUGCUGGACAAGUUCGGCUCAGCCAUCCCCAUCCCCUCUCUACCAGACAAGCAGGUGACAGGGCGAUUUGAGGAAGAAUUUAUUAAAAUGCGUAUGGAGCGGUUGCAGGGCUGGAUGACCAGGAUGUGCAGGCACCCGAUUGUUUCUUGCAGCGAAGUAUUCCAGACUUUCCUCACCUACAAGGAUGAGAAGGACUGGAAGAUGGGGAAGAGAAAAGCAGAGAAGGACGAGACGGUGGGAGUGAUGAUCUUCUCCACGAUAGAGCCUGAAGGGCCGGACCUGGAUCCUGUCGAAGUGGAACAGAAGUGUGAGCAGUUCAGCAGGUUUACCAAAUCCAUGGACGACGGCGUGAAGGAGAUCCUCACUGUCGGCCACGAGCACUGGAAGAGAUGCACGGGCCCUUUGCCGAAAGAGUACCAGAGAAUCGGCAAAGCCUUCCAAAACCUCUCCUCCGUCUUCACCAGCAGUGGAUACCAAGGCGAGUCAACUCUGACUGAUGCCAUGACAGCAGCAGGCAAGACGUAUGAGGAAAUAGCUCAGCUGGUGGCAGAGCAGCCCAGGAAAGACCUCCACUUCCUCAUGGAGACCAACAAUGAAUAUAAGGGUCUUCUGGGGUGCUUCCCGGACACCAUCGGGGUCCAUAAGGCAGCCAUAGACAAGGUGAAAGAGGGCGACAAGCUGGUUGCCACCAGUAAAAUCACCCCUCAGGACAAAGUCACCAUGGCUAAACGAGUUAGCAUCAUGUCUUACGCAUUACAAGCUGAGAUGAACCACUUCCAUAGCAAUCGUAUCUAUGACUACAACAGGGUCAUGCAGUUGUACCUGGAGGAGCAAGUCAAGUUUUACGAGACGAUUGCUGAGAAGCUGAGGCAAGCACACAGUCAGUUCACUACGAUGUGAAGGAAACAACAGCCUUCGGUCUCGCACUACUUCAAGACGAGAAAACCAGCUCGACAUCCAAAAUAUUCUCGCUUACACUGCAGUCUUUUCCCUCCCUUUUAAUUUAAAUUUCACUUCUCUAUCCCUAGCGUGCCCUUCACCUCAUCUCUCCCUUCACUGCUCAUGCCAACAGCUGAUGAAAAGGCUUUGACACCUGUGUGUGAGUGUGUGUGUGUGUGUGUGUGUUUGUUUGUUUUUUUUAGGGCCAGCAAUGAUAGCAGAACAAAACGCACUAUUUACACACACCCUUUCCUCUGUCCAAGGUCUGCAGCUUGAGACACAGGAAGUUAACGUCACAGACUCACAGAUUGUGUGCAUGAAUUGCUAAAUUGCAUGAGUCAAAAAACUAGAAAUACUGAUUUUUAAAGUGACAUUUGAUUCAUUUUUCCAUGUUAUGAAUAGUUUUGGAAAGGGGUUUACACGUGUUGCAAACCUGCUGUCUGCUCACCGAAAACCAAAGCCAUCCUCCCUGUCAAUAGCCGGGGAUUGAUUUCUAACCAGAGCUUUACAUUUGGUCUAUUGAGAUUAUCAGUUAGAGCCCGAACAUCUUUCACAUCUCAGCAUUUCUUUAUGAAUCCAAUCAUGAAUUUUGGUAAGAGUUGGCAAAGGCAGAGUGUGUGUCCUCUGUACGUCCACUGCUGGCAGUCCCUCGCCCCCUUUUCAUCCUGCACUUCCUCAAAAGCUAACAGGAAGCUCCACCCCCUUCCUGUCUCGCUCACGUGCCUUUUCCCCUUCGAGGGAUGAAAAAGAAAUGGUUGCCCAAGUCACCCCCUCCCCACCUGCGUACCAUGACACGGCAGUUUACAUUUGCAGGGAGAAAAGAAAUAAGCAGGAUAAUAAAUAGUCAAGUUGUGUUGGAUUGUUUUUUUAAAUCGUUGCUGAAGGAAUACCUCCCUGCAGGCGGUGCCAAACACAAACACUUUCUCUCGGUUCUGCUGAAGAACAUUUGUCCCUGCGGUGUUUUUAUAUGAAGGUGUAAGAAUCUGUACUAAUAAGAAGGGUUUGUGAUGGAGUCACGGAUUGUCACGUACGCAGUUUUGCUUUUUCACUGCCCAGUUUCCAAUCAGCCUCUAAUCUUUUUCUCACUCUUUGUUUUCUUAUCACUUGAUACAUGAAAAAAUAUACAUAUAUAAAUAUAUAUUCUAUCUGACCUAUCAGGUGCUUCUUGUCAUUGAGAUACUAUUUUAUGUAUAGAAGUAUUUGCAAUACAGUGUAACUCAAAGAGAAGCAGAAAUUAUGUUUGAUUUAUUAAACAAUGAUUUGUACUCAGUG